This is a messenger RNA of Trichoderma gamsii, 2634 nucleotides long. RefSeq lists its product as hypothetical. The record is from RefSeq and is a predicted model, not a curated record. Gene Ontology annotation, cellular component: phosphatidylinositol 3-kinase complex, class III, type I; membrane; endosome. Gene Ontology annotation, molecular function: 1-phosphatidylinositol-3-kinase activity. Gene Ontology annotation, biological process: endocytosis; autophagosome assembly; phosphatidylinositol-mediated signaling. Bases 1 to 2634 code for a protein of 877 amino acids. NCBI's taxonomy places the organism in Eukaryota, Fungi, Ascomycota, Sordariomycetes, Hypocreales, Hypocreaceae. The transcript is spliced from 3 exons.
AUGACUGAAUAUGGCCGAAUAGAUCCGUUCUCUUUCGCAGCCUCUAGGGAUAUUGAGUCUCCAGUCAGCAUUAGAAUCAUUGGCAUAGAUGGAGACGAGCGUCCUGCUAAAUAUUCGACACUCCUUGACAAGCCGAAUGUCCGCCAUAUUGGCUCAAACAACAGAUGGAACGAGUGGCUGCGUUUACCUAUUUCUUACGAGUCCAUCCCAGUUAACUCCCGGCUGGCCAUCACUGUAUGGGAUCUUUCGCCAGAUCAAGGCAUAAACGAUGUCUCUCAUGCUACUCCAUUUGGAGGCACUACCCUUUCUUUGUUUAGUGACGAUAACCAAAUCAUAAGAGGUCGCCAAAAGUGUUACAUUCACAGGAAUAAGCACGCAGAUGGGACGGAGGAUACGACCACACCCGCCAUCGUCGGAAACAAUGGCAAGGGAGUGCCACAGCUGGCUAGCUACGCAGAAGAGCUGGAAAGGAUGGAGAGUCUGUUCAAGAAGCACGAAAUGGGUGAGAUUCCACGAGUAGACUGGCUUGACCAGAUGGUAUUUAGAGGAUUUGAGAAGAAGGGAUUACACGCCGCCAGGCUAUCCACAAAACUGCGCCAGCAGGAUCGCACCGCGAACAAACAUGACAUCAACAAGAAGACCGACGUUCCAAACCACCAUGGCGACUCGCCCGAUCCUUAUACGUGCGUCCUGAACGUGGAGUUGCCGCGAUUUGACUUUCCAGUCGUCUUUGCAGAUCACGAGUAUGAUCCCCCCCCAAUAUCGGCUUUACAGCCCUUAUCUGCUUCGCAAAUGGCAGCGCAAAGGCAACCGGAAGUCCAUUUUGGCCCUGGCAUCAAUGCCAUUGGCGAGAGCUCGGCCGAUAUUGGGUCACGCCUUGUAAUGAUCUAUGACCCUGAAGUGGGACAAAGGGAUAACCCGGCUGAAGCAAAACACCGCCGCCUUUUUCGAAGUUCUCACCGGCACGGUAUCCUCGAUAGAGACCUAAAGCCCAACGCAAAGGUCCGAGAUGAACUGAAUGUCAUAAUGUCCUACCCACCAACACAGAUUUUAACACCAGAAGAGGCAGACCUUGUCUGGAAGUUUAGAUAUCAUCUGACCAAGGACAAAAGAGGUUUGGCCAAGUUUGUCAAGUCUGUUAAUUGGAACGAUCAGAGUGAAUUGAAGCAAGCAAUUCAGGUUCUGAGUCGCUGGACCGAAAUUGAUGUGGACGAUGCUCUUGGCAUGCUAGGGCCAUCUUUUGAUAACCCUACUGUUCGAUCGUAUGCUGUCAAUCGAUUGCGAAAGGCUGAUGACGAUGAGCUACUUCUAUAUCUGCUCCAGCUUGUACAAGCACUUAAAUAUGAGCACAUGUCUACUGACUCGAAUGAAGAAAACAUUCAGGAUUCACCGCUCGCACAGUUCCUGAUUCAACGCGCUGCAGCAAAUUUCAUGCUAGGAAACUACUUCCACUGGUAUCUUAUGGUUGAAUGCGACGAUUUUAGCCCUGAGCAAGAUGUCCGCAAUCGAGAAAUAUAUCGGAAAGUGGCAUAUGAGUUUAUGACAGAACUCAUUAAGCAGCCAGACGGCAAUGACCAUAGGACGACCCUCCUAAGGCAGGCUGAGCUCCUUGCUAUCUUGUCAAGGAUUGCAAAUGACAUUAAGCUAUCAAGCGAGUCAAUCGCUAAGAAAACAGACCGAGUCAAAACAUUCUUUGGAGAUGCAAAGAACGAACUCAUCACCAUCGAUCCGCCACUAGCCAUGCCGCUUGACCCUUCCGUCAAAAUUACCGGCAUCAUACCGGAUCAAGUCACAGUAUUCAAAUCCUCGCUGAAUCCAAUCAAAUGCACCUUUCGAACCACAGCAGGAAGUCAAUAUCCUAUAAUCUUCAAGCUCGGUGAUGAUCUAAGACAAGAUCAACUGGUCAUUCAAAUUAUUACCCUGAUGGACCAGUUACUACAGAAAGAAAACCUUGAUCUCAAACUAUCACCCUACAAAAUCCUUGCAACAAGUACUACGGCGGGUGCCUCUCAAUUUGUCCAGUCACAAAGUCUGUCCAGUAUUGUCAGCAAAUUCAAAAAUAACCCAGCUUUGGCAUAUCUCAAACACCACAACCCAGAUGACCGACAACCCCUGGGCGUGCGUCAAGACACGCUUGAUACAUAUGUUCGAUCCUGUGCAGGAUACUGUGUUAUCACCUAUAUCCUUGGAGUUGGCGACCGGCAUCUUGACAACCUGUUGCUGGCACCAGACGGCCAUUUCUUCCAUGCUGAUUUUGGGUACAUCCUUGGUCGGGAUCCAAAGCCAUUCGCCCCUGUAAUGAAGCUCUCCAAGGAAAUGGUAGACUGUAUGGGCGGAGUACAGUCAGAACAUUACCGCCAAUUUAAGCAAUAUUGCUUUUUAGCCUAUACUGCAUUGCGAAAAUCCUCAAACCUGAUUCUCAACUUGUUUAGUCUUAUGAUUCACGCCAACAUUCCGGAUAUCAGGUUAGAACCAGACAAAGCUGUGCUGAAAGUUAGAGAGAGAUUUCACCUUGAGAUGGGAGAAGAAGAAGCAAUUCUUUACUUUGAACGGGUUAUUGAGGACACAUUAACGGCCUUUGCGCCUGUUGUUAUUGAUAAACUUCAUGAGUGGGCACAGGCUCUCAGGGCUUAA